This is a messenger RNA of Clunio marinus, 246 nucleotides long. The record is from the annotation of a GenBank genome assembly. NCBI's taxonomy places the organism in Eukaryota, Metazoa, Arthropoda, Insecta, Diptera, Chironomidae.
AUGAGUAAUGCAACGUUAGAGCAACAACAAAGAAUAACAAGAAUGCUUAAUGUAUUAUUUGACACGACCCGAAUAAAAGAUUCCGCACUCUUCAGACCCCUAGGGUUAAAAUGUUGGCAAGCAAAGAAAGAACAAAUCAUCAGUUUAAUUGGAUGCUUGAAGUUGGAUGAUUAUGAUCGCAAGAAAGAAAAAGAAAGAAACGAAAACGAGAUUUCCGAAAAGAGAAGACCGACAAUACGAAUUUAA